Molecule: messenger RNA, 1368 nt
Organism: Eucalyptus grandis
Lineage: Eukaryota; Viridiplantae; Streptophyta; Magnoliopsida; Myrtales; Myrtaceae
Product: putative disease resistance protein RGA3
Exons: 1
Coding region: 1-1368 (455 amino acids)
Biological process (GO): defense response to other organism
Source: RefSeq, a predicted model, not a curated record
AUGGCACUGAGGGCCCUGGGGUGCUUGUUGUAUUCAAAGAACAACCGGAGCAACUGGGAACAUAUAAGAGACAGCGAGACAUGGCAAUUAACUAAUACCUCACCUUCAUUGGAAAUCUUACAUUCAUUGAGAAUAAGCUAUGAUCUAAUGCCGUCUUACUUGAAAAAAUGUUUUGCUUAUUGCUCGAUAUUCCCGAAGAACCACAAGUUCGACAACAUUGAGCUGAUCAAACUGUGGAUCUCUAAUGGGUUUAUCCAAUCCAGCAGAAAUAAUCAGGAGCCUGAAGAGAUUGGACAGCAGUACUUGGAGGAGCUGUUAUCUAGAUCAUUCUUCAUUGUUCUCAAAGACAAGUACCCCUUCCUAACCUUCGAAAUGCAUGACCUCAUUUACGAACUUGCCAUUUCGGUGGCACAAACCGAAUCAUUCAACAUGAAAGUGUGGACGCAGGAUAUUUCCCCAACCAUUCGGCAUGUAUCAUUUCCUGAUCCAUUUUAUGCAUCAGAAGAUGAACUGAGUGGCUGCUUCAACAAGCUAAGUCGCAUUCAUACCAUCAUGUGUCAGGGGUUGGAAUCCUCUGACUCCGAGUUCUUUCUGGAGACAUGCAUUUUGCGAUUUAAGCACUUGCGAGUGCUAUGGCUGGAGCAUUCUAGAUUUGACCUACUGCCUAGUUCCAUUGGCGAUCUAAAGCAUUUGAGGUAUCUCAGUUUAUUUGGCGGGACAAUUAAGAAACUCCCCAAAUCGUUCUAUGAGCUUCGCAAUCUGCUGUUCUUAAAUCUUGCCGGGUGCGAGAAUCUCGAGGAAUUGUCCGCAGACAUCAAAAAUAUGAUCAACAUCCGCGCUUUGCAUAUAACCACAAAACAAAAACAUUUCCCGGAGAGUAUAGGACACAUGACUUCUCUGCGGCAGCUAAUCAUUGCGAGGUGCGGGAAUUUGGAGGCCUUGUUUGAUGAUAUAUUGCUCACGUCGCUCCGUAUGUUGGGGAUUGGGGAAUGUCCGAAGCUGGCCUCCUUGGGCAUCAAGAAUCUAAAGGCGUUGGAGGAUCUCUUCAUUUACAAGUGCGAGAGCUUGAGGCUAUCAGAAGGCGAUAGUAAUGAACUGGGCUCCCUGUCGAGCCUUCAAUUCUUGGUACUCUCCAGUCAACCAGAAUUAGUUUCGUUGCCCGGGUGGCUCAAAGGUUCUGCAAGUACACUGCGGAUGAUAUACAUUUACGAUUGUCCCAAGUUGAGCGCAUUGCCUGAGUGGCUGCAAAAUUGUUCUUCUCUGACAAAACUGGAGCUUGAGGGGCUUCCCGAAUUAUCCUCUCUGCCAGAUGGCGUUCGGCUCAUUCCCACAUUGAAAAUAUCCGAGUGCAAGAGAUUGAGCAGUUAG